AACUAGCAGCACAAAAGCCCCCCUUCUCCGAUUCUCCGGUUACAGACAUGGAGGCAGAAAGAGAGGCCCUCAUGGAGUCGGCGUACCCCGAAGUUCAGGCCUUUUGCCAGAAACACGGCUUGAUGUUCGAGGUCAUUGAUUUGAGAUGGGGCGUCCGUGACGUCACAGGCGCUGGCCAAGAGCCCCUCUUUCUGGACGAGAUUCGGCGCUGCCAGGAGCUCUCGGUGGGGCCCAGUUUUGUGGCUCUCCUCGGGAGCCGCUACGGCCCCUGCCCGGCCCCCGCGACCAUCGGGGAGGAGGAAUUCGAGGCCCUGGCGGCCCAGCUGCAACAGGAGGAGCCGCAGGCGUUGCAGAUGCUGACCCGGCGGUACCUGAAGGACGAGAACGCCACCCCUCCAGUGUACGCCCUCCAACGUCCCCUGCCCCACGGCGAGCAGCAGAGUUUGGUCCUGGCCCUGCGCACAGCGGCCCGGGAGGCGGAGAGGAAGGGGCUGAUUGGCCAGUGUCAGCGACUGCGCUACCACAAAUCAGAUACGCACAGGGAAAUUGAGGCACGCCUCUUGGGGCCGGAGGACGAAGGGGCCGCGGUGGUCUUCCUCCGAGAAACCGAGACCUCCCUGGACGAGGAGGGCGAGGAAGAGGGCGAGGAAGAGGAUGAAGAUGCCCGCCAGAUGCUGGAGGAGCUGAAGGGCACCGUCGCCAGCGCCUGCCCCGGUUUGCUCAGGGUCCACCGGGCACCCCAUGCUGCGGCCCCCGGCGCCCUCCGCCAGAAGCCACAGCCCAAACACCUAAAGGAGCUAUGCGACCAGUUUGUGGCUGUCGCCAACUACCAAGCGAUCCAGGCCCUGCGGGCGCGGGAAGGGCACCCCGGCGGUGGGCGGCUGCUGCAGGAACUCAGCCACCACGCCGCCCUGGCCCGGGAACAUUGCCGCACCCCGUGCUGGCGACCAGAGCUGGUGGACUCCCUCUGCCAACGCCUGAGGGACAGCCUGCCACGGUGCCACCCUCCCCUCGUGGUCCACGGGCCGCCCGGCUGUGGCAAGACUGUCCUGCUGUGCCACCUGCGAGGGGUGGCUUGCCAGGCCCUAGGACCUGAGGCGGUGGUGGUUUUCCGGCUGCUGGGGGCAUCGCAGGACAGCUGCGGGCGUGACGCCCUCCUUGCCAGCCUCUGCCAGCAGGUUUGCCUGGCGCUGGGGCUGAGCCCGCUGGGCACCGGUGACCCUCUUCUGCGCUUCCACCAUGCACUCCUCUCGGCCUCACGCCAGGCCUCUCAGCCUCUGGUCUUGAUCCUCGAUGCCACGGAGAGCCUGGGCACCGCCUGGCUGCCGGCGGUCUGCCCUCCCGGAGUGCAGCUGGUCAUCUCUGCCCAGGACGAGGGUGGCAGCGGUGGUGCUUUCGGCGGUGACCCCUUCGUGGUGGCCCCUCUCUCCGCCAAGGAGGCUGGCAAGGCUCUGGCCGAGAGCUUGGCAUCUGCAGGGCGUACCCUCCAGCCAGAACAGCGGGCGCUUUUCUGGCAAAGUUUCUCCAACGGUGGGCAGGCGCUACCGCUGUCCCUCGCUGUCGCUGAGGCUCGUCGGUGGCCAUCGUUCGCCUCGCUUUCGGCCCUGGCGGUCCCGCUCACAGCCGCAGAGGCCGCGCACCGCCUCUGUGGGCGCCUGGAGGAAGCGCACGGCUCCGUGUUGGUGGCGAACGCCCUCAGCUACCUCGCUUGCACCCGGAACGGCCUCUCCGAAGCAGAGAUGAAGGAUGUCCUGUCCCUGGACAACGAGGUCCUCUCCGAGGUGUACCGGUCGCACCCUCCGCCGGGCAAAGGGGUCCUCCGCCUGCCGCCCUUGCUGUGGUCCCACCUGCGCCGGGAUUUGAACCCGGAGCUGGAGGAGAAGUGGUCUGACGGCUUCGUGCUGAUGGGCUUCCUCCACAGGUCAGGGGCCACCCCUCUUCCUCCCCUCUUUUUCGGGGUUGCCAAGGGGUCCGGAAAGAGGGUCCCGCUUCUGCCGCGAAAGGGCAAAGCCCGCAGCUUGAGUGCAGCAGGACACCUGCUUGGCAAGCAGAACGUUCCAGGUGACAUGCUGGGCACCUCCAGGGAGUUUUCGGCCGCGGUGGAGGAGCGCUACCUGUCUCGGCCGGAGGACCGCGUCCGGCGCCACCUGCUUCUGGCCGAUUUCUUCCGGGGGACGUGGAGUUGGGGGGCGAAGAAGCCCAUCGUGCUGCCCUCCUCCGCCAAGCCUGUGAGCGUUGACAGGAAGGUGACGCCACAGCCAUUGUGGUUCUCCAGCCGUCUUCCCAACCGGAGGAAGCUGAGUGAACAGCCGUUCCACUUGCUCCACGGGGGACGGAUGGAGGAGCUGCGCCGAGACGUUCUGGGGAACAUGGCCUGGAUCUCCUGCAGGGUUGCUUCCUCUGGCGUGCGGAUCCUGGCCACGGACUUUGCCCUGUGCCUGACUCACAUCUUCUGCCCAGAGCUGCGUUUGGUACGGGAUUGCCUCCUCCUGCUCCUGGAUCCCAGUGUGGACGAUGCUGAGGGCCGUUUAGAACCAAACGUGGUCUACACAGAGAUGCUGGCGCGGUUGGAGUCGCUGGCGUCCUCGUACCCGGGCGGCCUGAUUGCGGGUCUUUGCCAGCAGUGCAAGAGCUGGCUUGGAUCGCGGCCCCAUCCAUCCCUAGUCCCUCUCGACGGCUUCCUUGACCCACCGGACGGGCCUCUGCGGAAGACGCUGCCAGGAUUCCCCAAAGGCACCUCCGUUCUGGAAGCCAGCCCUGACCAGAGGGUGCUGUUGGCUGGCUCCUUGGAUGGCUCCAUCAUCGUGUGGGACACGGAAGAUUUCUCGGUGCGCCACGUCCUCCUCGGCCACUCGGCCGAAGUGAGGUGCCUGAGGGUCUUUGCCAGGGGUACCUGUGCCAUUUCGGUCGCCCAGGAUCGAACCCUGCGACUGUGGAGCCUGGAGUCUGGCAGGGAGGAAGCCGUGGUGCCCGCUGUCCCUGCGGGGGAUCAGGAGUGGUGCCAACUCAGUGUGGACGACAAACACCAAAUUGUGUACUGGGUGUCUGGCUCAGAGGUGGAGGCCUGGCACCUGGGCACAGCGGCCCCCGCUUUCCGGAUCCUGGCCGAGCCCCCAGGCGGCUGGCUGUGCGCUGCCGUCUUCGUGCCGCGGCUGGUGGUGGUGACGGUGUCAGCGGGAGGCUGCGUCCGCCUGUGGGACAGUCUCAGCGGGCAGCUCCUCUCCAGGCAGCAGCUGGGGGGGCUGCCAGAGGAUGCAGCCCCCACCUGCGGCGCUUUGCUCCGGAAAAUGGGCAGGAUGGUGUCCGGGUUCAGCGGGGGCUCCCUCCUGAUGGUCUCCUCGGAGGGAAAUGGCCUCCUGGAGAAGCUCCCAGAGAAGAUCUGCUUCGUGGCGCUUUCGGAAGAUGAGUCUCUUCUCGCGGCAGGAUUUGGGUGCCGCGUGCGAAUCUUCCGGCCCGACCCGACAGGCUUCCACCAAGUCCUGAACUCCGAUUUGCUGCACGAUGAGGAAGUCUGUGCAGCUGCCAUCGCUGCCGACAACACCACCGUGUUCACGAGCUCUCGGAGCGAGUGCGUCUGGGUGUGGCGUCUGGGCCAGGAGGGCUGGCUGAGGGAUGUUUGGGGGGACGAAGGGCCACCCGCCACUCACCUGACCCUCUGCGGCGCCCUGCUGGUGUCCGCCUCUCCCCACGCGCCUUACCUCCGGGUCUGGGACCCCAGGGACGACCCCGGGCGCAAACCGUUACUGCCUUGCAUGGCCAGCACGAAGUGCGUGGGGCUCUCCGGCGGCGGAAAAUACGUCUGCUUCCCCCGGUCCCUCGAGAGUUGUGAGCUGGUCCUUUGGGACGUGGAGGAAGACCUUAUGACUGGGCAAGAAAUAAUAUUUUUUAAAAUAAAAAACACCACCUGUGCCCCCGCAGGAGAGGAGCGCGAGACGCUGGACACCUCGGCCGCCGUGCGGUGCCUGGAAGUGGCCCCCCAGAGGAACCUGGCCUUUGUGGGGCUGGCGUCCGGGACGGUGCUGGUCUUCCCCUUGGACUCUGCGCAGGACGUUGGGUGCAUCCCUCCUGCGGAGAACCGGAAGCCCGUCUGCGCCCUGGCCUUGGCCCGGAGCGAGGAGCAAGUGGCCGUGGCUUGCAAGGACCUGGUGCAGGUCUUGGACGUGGGCCGGGGGGAUCCGGUGCCCCUGAUCGACCGGCCGGCCUUCUCCUUCUACACCCAGAUCCCGGGCGCCGACAUCUCCUGCGUGGCCCUGCUGGGCGGGUACCGGGUGCUCUACGGCAUGACCACCGGGCAGCUGUUCCUCUACCACUGCCCCCAGGGCCAGGUGUUCGCCCUGGAAGCGCAUGGAAGCAGUGGCGUCACCUGCUUGCAGACCAGUCACAGGGAGGCCUGGGCGCUCAGCGGGGCGGCCGACUCUCUGCAGUGCCUCUGGGACGUGGAUCGGUGCCACUGGGAGCAUCAGAUGUCUUUCCGAAAGGAAGAUUCCUUCUCACAAGGCGUGCUCUGCGCCUGCUUCUCGACAGAUGACCGGCUGCUCUUCACGGCCUCCCUCGAUCAGUGCGUGACGGUGUGGGACGUCUCGUGUGGGGCCCUGUUGGCCGUCCAGCUUGUGCACGCGAGGGUGACCAGGAUCGUGCCAACGCCGGACGGCUUCAUGGCGGUGACAAAACUCGGCUACCUCAUCCGGGAGAGGUUCCUCCACCCGCCGUCCACCAGCUCUCGCUACGACCCGCUGGGCGGCAUCAGAGCCACGUGCAGAGUGACGUCUCGGAGGACCAGCGGAGAGGAGGAUGAGGAUGUCGCCGGCGGGCAGCUGGCACACCGGGGGGACCACGCAACCCAGGCCAGGCACAGCCACCUCAACAACAAGCUUUCGCAGAUUUGCAGGAUUGGGUAAGGGGCAGGGCUAGAUUAUCACAGGAGACCAACUCUGGCCCCAUUGCACUGGUCACUGGUUCAUUUCUGGGCCCAGGAAACUCAAAUGCUUUUUAACAAAGCCAUUGUACUUCCAACCUUACUGCAUGCUUGGGAAACAUGGACCACUUAUAAACACCAUCUCCAACUCCUCAGAAGAUUCCAUCAACGGUGUCUCCGAAAUAUUUUACACAUCACUUGGGAAGACAGGCGAACUAAUGCCAGUGUACUGGAAGAAGCAAAGAUGGCCAGUGUUGAAGCGAUGGUUCUUCAACAUCAACUUCGUUGGGCUGGUCAUGUUGUGCGAAUGCCCGAUUAUCGUCUUCCAAAGCAACUCCUCUAUUCCGAACUUAAAAAUGGAAAGCGUAAUGCUGGUGGUCAACAAAAGAGGUUCAAUGACUCUCUCAAGGCAAAUCUUUAAAAAUGUAGUAUAAACACUGACAACUGGGAAACACUGGCCUGUGAGUGCUCCAGUUGGAGAACAGCCUUUACCAAAGGUGUCGUGGGCUUUGGAGUCACUCGAACUCAGGACGCAAGGGAGAAACGUGCUAAGAGGAAGGCACGCUUGGCAAACCCUCACUGGGUUGACUUCCUUCAACCUCUUUCUGCGGUUCCUUAAAUUUAUUUUUAAUAUCUUCUGCAUUUCCAAAUUAACUUAAUUUGCUCGUUUACUCAUCUACCUUAAAUAUAUACUCUUAUGAAACUGCAGGUUAUUACAAUAAUCCUGCCAAUGUUCUUAUCUUUUUACAAUUUAUCUGUAAAUAUUCAAUAAACCAUUUCCAUUCUUUUA
This is a messenger RNA of Podarcis raffonei (Aeolian wall lizard), 5705 nucleotides long. RefSeq names its product NACHT and WD repeat domain containing 1 (gene NWD1). The coding region runs from base 48 to 4898 and encodes 1616 amino acids. The record is from RefSeq and is a predicted model, not a curated record. Lineage: Eukaryota; Metazoa; Chordata; Lepidosauria; Squamata; Lacertidae. Gene Ontology annotation, molecular function: protein binding. The transcript is spliced from 19 exons.